This is a messenger RNA of Durusdinium trenchii, 1307 nucleotides long. The record is from the annotation of a GenBank genome assembly. Lineage: Eukaryota; Dinophyceae; Suessiales; Symbiodiniaceae.
AGGCCCCGACCCUUUUUUGGCCCGACCGACCGCGCGCACCGCGUGACGCGUGACGCGCCCGUCGUUACGCCCGCUGACGUCGCAUGUGGUGCUGGUCCUCGGAGCCGGUGGACGUGGAGGAACUGAUGCGUGCGAAGAGCGUGCCGGCGAUCAAGGAGCUUGAGCGGGUGGAAGACUGCGAGGAGGCGACGGCGAGCACCACGGGGACGUCUGCGUCCGAGCAGCCGUCCCGAACGACUCUCGACGAAGCCUUGGCACAGCUCCGUGCUGCCUGGCAGGAGCGGAACGAUGCCUCGGCCCUGGCGGCCUGUGAAGUGCUCGAAGGCCUCCUGCGUGGUGUGAAGGCCCAUUUGCCCGAGCUGCCGAUCACCGCGCAGCUUGACACAGAGCCCGAGACGCUGGCAACCUCGCUUCAGGUGCAGUUCCUCCACCGGGUCCGCAGGGUCAUUGCCACGCGAUCACGCAUUGGCUACGAUGUGUUGCUGCAGGAUGAGGUCUCCUUCAGCUUGUCUCAGACGGAAGAUGGAGUGCAACUGCACAUCACCGGCCUGGAGUUUCAUCCGCUGGAGGACGCCGUGGCCCUGCGGCGGCACCUGCAGAGCCAGCUGAAGGACUUCACCAGGGAGUCCUGCUAUCAAUGGUGGGAGGAUCACAAAGAAGAGAUGUGUCCGUUGAACAGCUCGAAGUUGCGCUGGAUCCUCGAAUCGAUCUUAGGCCUUCGUAGCGUGAAUGCAGUGACGCCGCCUAAGGGAAAAGAGAAGAUGCUGUGGGGCUUCCUCCAUACCCGCAGAUUGGUGGUGGAGAGCUUCCACUUCCGACGGGACGAGGAGGGGCACGUGCGGAUGAGGGCAAAGGUGGAGGAGCCCAUCAGUGAGGAAGAGAGAGCGCUGCAGGCAUCUUCGGACGAGAUGAUCGCUGAGAUGCCUUCCCACGAGUUGAAGCUGGGCGAGUAUUUCAUGCCUUCCAGCAUGAAUUGGCUGGAGCUCUUCCACUACCAUCUCAUAGGGCAUCCGGGUGCGGACCCGGCGAAGAUCACGAAGCUCCUGUCCGGAGCGACGUCUUGGGGUUGUGGCGCAGAUGGGUGGCAUCAAUAUGAUGAGACCUGGACCUGUGUGGACCAGAAGACCUUGCUGGGAAAGACCACUUUAGAGCAGGGCCGUGUGAUUUGGCAUCAGGCAUAGGCAUAGCCGCGGCAGAGCGCCUGCAGGGCGCCUGGAGUGUGAGCGCUUGCCUCCGACGCCGUUGGGGCGGAUUUGAGGGCAUCGGUUGGAAGAGUGGGCAGAUCUGGGCAGACUCAAGAGUUCUUU